CACGGCGCAGCUGACGGCAAUGAAGCGCAGUUGAGUUAAGUCCGCCGGUAACCGCAGAGCUCACGCGAAUCCCGUCAGUUUUGGGGCUUGUCACGGUCCGGUAGCGCGUGUAUUAAACGUAUGCGCUGUCGUGCGCUCACACUGACGGUCUGACGCGACUGAAGCGCUGUUUUAGUCGACUUCUGUCAAUUCGCGCGUCUUUGCUCUUCUCUAACGGUUGUUUCUAACGGCCGCUCCGGGCGGAAGUGCGUCAGCCGCGGCUAUGAUCACCUCCACCCCGAUGGAGAGCCGCUCCUCCGCCGUGCGCUCCUCCAGGCGGAGCGGCGCGUCUCCGUCCGGCGUCAGCCCCACGCGUCUGACGCGCCUGCAGGAGAAGGAGGACCUGCGGCAGCUCAACGACCGCCUGGCGAACUACAUCGAGCGCGUCCGGCAGCUGGAGAGCGACAAGUCGUCCCUGCAGCUGCUGCUGGAGGAGAAGGAGGAGCACGCGCGCAGGGAGGUCGGGAGCGUGCGCCGCCUGUACGAGACCGAGCUCGCGGACGCGCGCAAGUCUCUGGACGCCACCGCGAACGAGCGCGCACGGCUUCAGAUCGAGCUGACGCAGCUGCAGGAGGAGCACCGCAGGCUCACGGCCAGGAAUAAUAAGAAGGAGAGCGAGCUGACCACGGCUGUGGGACACUGGAGGAAUCUCGAAGCCGCUCUGAACUCGAAGGAAGCAGAUUAUGCCAAUUUACUGGCCACCAACCGCCGGCUGGAGAAUGAGAUUUCUGAGCUCAGGACUCAAGUGGUUAAUCUGGAGUCUGGGCUGCAGAACCUCAAAGCCCAGCUGAACUCGGAGAUGCUGCGGCGCGUGGACGCUGAGAACCAGCUCCAGACGCUUCAGGAGCAGCUGGACUUCCAGAAGCAUCUCAGUGAACAGGAGGUGCGUGAGAUGCGCAGUCGUCACGAGAGCCGGCUGGUGGAGCUGGACAGCGGCAGACAGAAGGAAUUCGAGGGGAAACUAGCCGAAGCCCUGAAGCAGCUCCGAGAGGAACAUGAGGCUCAAAUCCAGCAGUACAAAGAGGAGCUGCAGAAAACCUUCGCCGCUAAGCUGGAGAACGCCAAGCAGGCGGCGGUGAAGAACAGCGACUUCGCCUCGUCGACGAGAGAAGAGCUGGCGGGAACUAAACUCAGACUGGAGUCUCAGUCGCUGCAGAUCAACAACCUGCAGAAACAGAAUGGGGUUCUGGAGGCUCGUGUUCAGGAGCUGGAGCAGAUGCUGGCGCGUGAGCGACAGAUGAACCAGCAGCGGCUCUCGCAGAAGGAGCAGGAGAUGGCAGACAUGCGGCAGCAGAUGCAGGAGCAGCUGGAGGAGCACCAGAACCUGCUGGACGUCAAGCUCAUGCUGGACAUGGAGAUCAACGCCUACCGCAAGAUGCUGGAGGGAGAGGAGAAGCGACUGAAUCUGUCUCCGAGUCCGGUCCAGCAGUCGUCGGUCUCUCGCACGAGGAAGCGCAAACACGAGGGCACGAGUUCAGGACUGUCUCCCAGCUACAAGCUCUCCCAGCAUUCCUCCUCGCGCGGGAACCUGUGCAUCGACGAGAUCGACCUGGACGGACGCUUCGUUAAGCUCAAGAACAACUCUGAUCAGGAUCAGUCUCUCGGCGGCUGGGUGUUGAGGAAGAGUGAAGCAGAAGCUCCUGACAUCGUUUUUCAGAUCCCCUCGCCGUGUGUGCUGCACGCCGGACAGACGCUGACGAUCUGGGCCGCGGGGUCAGCGACGGAGCUGGUGCCUCGGGGGGAUCUGGUGCUCAGGACCCAUGAGACCUGGGGCCCGUUUGGGGAGGUGCGCGUCUCUCUGCUGAACCCGCAGAACGAGGAAACGGCAGAGUUUUGUCUGGUGUGUGUUCAGGGUAAAGCUGACGAGGAUCUGGAGUGUGACGAGAACAUCCCGAGCCGUGAAGUCCACCUGCGCCGACAGGCUCAGAGACACAAUCAGGACGCUAGCUGUGCCGUCAUGUGAGUCUCGACUCGACUUCAGACGCUCGUCUAACCGUUCGCUCGCACUUAUCACAUCUGAUAACUGUUCAGAGCCGAAACUGGAUUUUUUUAAUGUGAAUUCUUUGCUGCUGUUUGUUCAAAUAAUAAAGUUUAAACUGUUAGGCUAUAAAUUAAAAUAAAUG
This is a messenger RNA of Sinocyclocheilus grahami, 2162 nucleotides long. It is a transcript of the gene lmnl3, whose product is annotated as lamin L3. Gene Ontology annotation, cellular component: nuclear envelope; nuclear lamina. NCBI's taxonomy places the organism in Eukaryota, Metazoa, Chordata, Actinopteri, Cypriniformes, Cyprinidae. The record is from RefSeq and is a predicted model, not a curated record. The coding region runs from base 263 to 2002 and encodes 579 amino acids. Gene Ontology annotation, molecular function: structural constituent of cytoskeleton. Gene Ontology annotation, biological process: nuclear migration; protein localization to nuclear envelope; heterochromatin formation. The transcript has 11 exons.